Heterobasidion irregulare TC 32-1 is the source of this 174-nucleotide messenger RNA. RefSeq lists its product as uncharacterized. The transcript has a single exon. The annotation marks the transcript as partial. NCBI's taxonomy places the organism in Eukaryota, Fungi, Basidiomycota, Agaricomycetes, Russulales, Bondarzewiaceae. The record is from RefSeq and is a predicted model, not a curated record.
GUGAAGAAGAAAGUUGCUGAGUUGACUGGGAUCACUUCCAUCAUACACGAUAUGUGCACGAACACCUGCAUCGCUUACACCGGUCCCUAUGCAGACCUGGACAAGUGUCCUCUAUGCUAUGAGUCUCGGUACGAUGAAGUGCAUUUAGCUUUGACCGGCACAAAAAAACCUUGA